This is a messenger RNA of Chaetura pelagica (chimney swift), 3576 nucleotides long. RefSeq names its product ATPase type 13A5 (gene ATP13A5). The transcript is spliced from 30 exons. Gene Ontology annotation, biological process: polyamine transmembrane transport; intracellular calcium ion homeostasis. Lineage: Eukaryota; Metazoa; Chordata; Aves; Apodiformes; Apodidae. Gene Ontology annotation, cellular component: late endosome membrane. The record is from RefSeq and is a predicted model, not a curated record. Gene Ontology annotation, molecular function: ATP hydrolysis activity; ATP binding; polyamine transmembrane transporter activity. The coding region runs from base 1 to 3576 and encodes 1191 amino acids.
AUGGAGGAAAAGCUUUGGAAGGAUCACUGUGUGCUCCUCAACGAAGGUGAAGAAAAUGAGCUGGAGAUAUUUGGCUACAAACCCCAAGGCUGGCGGAGGGUCCUGUGCAUUGCUGGGUACAUCUUGUCCUGUGGAGCUUUGCUGCUGCUGUUUUACUGGAAGCCAGAGUGGGACGUGUGGGCAAACUGCACCCGCUGCAGCUUGGAAGAAGCAGACAUUGUUCUGCUCCGAACAACAGAUGAGUUUCAGAGAUAUACCUGGAAGAAAGUGACCUGGAUUGAUUUGUCCACACUGGCACUACCUGUUGAUAGUAAUUCAGAUGGUCGUCUCGUAGCUGAUAAAGACUCUGUCAUAAACAGAGCUGUAAUGAAACCACAGUUAAAGAUGAGAUGUAUCCAGGUGCAGAAAAUCCGUUAUAUUUGGGACUGUUCUGUAAAAGCAUUCAAGAAAGUUGGAUCAUUAGAAGACAGCAACACGUGUCACACCAUACACCAAAAGUUUGGAGCUGGCCUGACAAGGGAAGAACAGAAGAUCAGGCAGCUGGUGUGUGGACCUAAUGCCAUUGAAGUUGAAAUUCGUCCUGUUUGGAAGUUACUUUUUAAAGAGAUUUUAAACCCCUUCUAUGUGUUCCAAGCCUUCACCCUCACUCUGUGGCUGAGCCAAGGGUAUAUUGAAUAUUCAAUGGCCAUUGUAAUCCUGUCGAUCAUUUCUGUCGUAUUAACCGUCUACGACCUUAGACAGCAGUCUACCAAGCUGCACAACCUUGUUGAGGAGCAUAACAAAGUCCAGGUUACAGUCUGCACGAAGAAUGAAGGUUGCAAAGAGCUGGAGUCUUGUUACUUAGUCCCUGGAGACAUGUUGCUUUUAGACACAGAAAAGCUCUCUCUCCCAUGUGAUGCUGUCCUGAUUGAUGGAAGCUGCAUUGUGAAUGAAGGGAUGCUCACAGGUGAAAGCAUUCCAGUUACUAAAACCCCUUUGCCCCACGUGGAGAGCCCGAUGCCCUGGAAAACCCACAGCAUGGAGGACUAUCGGAGACACGUCCUCUUCUGCGGGACAGAAGUCAUACAGACCAAGCCGACAGGCAGGGGCCCAGUGAGAGCCGUCGUGCUGCAAACCGGGUUCAAUACAGCUAAAGGUGACCUGGUGAGAUCCAUCCUCUACCCCAAGCCAGUGAACUUCAAACUCUACAGGGAUGCCUUCAAGUUCAUCUUAGGCCUCUCUGCCAUUGGUGUGUUUGGACUCAUCUACACUGUGUGUGUGUUCGUGUCCCACAAGAAGCCAGUGGCAGAUGUGGUGACUAUGGCCCUCCUCCUCCUCACCGCGGCCGUGCCUCCUGCUAUCCCUGCUGCCUUGACAACAGGCACUGUUUAUGCCCAGAGGAGGCUGAAGAAAAAGAAGAUUUUCUGCAUCAGCCCACAGAGGAUUAAUAUUUGCGGGCAGAUCAACCUUGUUUGCUUUGACAAAACAGGCACGCUGACAGAAGAUGGACUGGACCUGUGGGGCAUCAUCCCUUCUGAGGGAAGUUGUUUCCAGAAAAUCCAUAAGUUCCCAUCCAGCACUCCUCUGCCCUGGGGGCCUGUGUGCGGGGCCAUGGCGAGCUGUCAUUCACUGCUUGCUUUGGAUAAGAAGAUCCAGGGAGAUCCGCUGGACUUGAAAAUGUUUGAGGGCACAAACUGGGAGCUAGAUGACUCUAGCACAGCUCAGCAUGUGGCUGGUGCUCUCAACACCUGCAUCGUUAGACCGGGGCCAAAGGCCAGCAGUGCUCCUGUGGAAGGAAUAGCAAUCCUACAUCAAUUCCCAUUUUCUUCUGGGCUGCAGAGGAUGUCUGUUGUUUCACAAAAGAUUGGAGAGGAGCAGUAUGACCUGUACGUGAAAGGAGCACCAGAAAUAGUGUCCAGCUUUUGUAGACAAGAAACAGUCCCAGUGAAUUUCUUAAAGGAGCUUAAGACAUACACAAGCCAAGGCUUCAGAGUCAUUGCACUGGCCCAUAAAGUCUUAAACCUUGGAAAGAAUGUAGACAUGAGCAACCUAGAGAGAGAGGAGGCAGAGUCUGGGCUGGUGUUCCUGGGCCUCCUGGUGAUGGAGAACCGCCUGAAGCAGGAGACGAAGCCUGUGCUGCAAGAGCUGGCUGCUGCCCACAUCAGGAGUGUCAUGGUCACAGGGGACAACCUGCAGACAGCUGUCACGGUGGCCAGGAACGCGGGUAUGAUCCACACAGGCAGCAGAGUCAUCCUCAUCGAAGCGAGCCAACCGGAGGGCUCUGCCCCAGCUUCCAUUGCCUGGCGACUGGCAGAAGACUGCAAAGCAAACACAGCUGCUGCCCCUGAGGUAUGUGCUAAUAUCGAGGAAAAGAUCACCUUGGAAGGAGAAAACUGCAACUACCAUUUUGCAAUGAAUGGGAAGUCCUAUCAGGUUAUUGUAAAGCACUUCUACAACUUGCUGCCAAAAAUACUAGUGAACGCGACUGUCUUUGCUAGGAUGUCUCCUGGUCAGAAAUCCAGCCUCGUUGAGGAAUUUCAGAAACUCAAUUACUACGUGGGUAUGUGUGGUGAUGGUGCCAACGACUGUGGGGCUUUGAAAAUGGCUCAUGCGGGGAUAUCGCUGUCAGAGCAGGAGGCCUCCGUGGCCUCACCUUUCACCUCCCAGAUCCCCGACAUCCAGUGUGUGCCCGAGCUGAUCAGGGAAGGUCGAGCUGCUUUGGUUUCUUCCUUUGCUGUGGUUAAAUAUCUGGCCCUUUAUGGCCUGAUUCAGUUUGUUGGUACUGCUCUGCUGUUUUGGCAACUGCAAAUCUUUGGGAAUUACCAGUAUUUGAUACAAGAUGUCAUCAUCACCCUUCUGGUUUGCCUGACAAUGAGCUUGACUGAAGCUUAUCCAAAGCUGGCACCUUAUCGCCCUCCUGGCCAACUCAUCUCUCCUCCCUUGCUGCUCUCCAUCAUCCUCAAUGUGUGCUUUACCAUCAUCUUGCAAACCUGUGGCUUCCUCCUGGUGAAGCAGCAGCCCUGGUAUGUAGCACUGCCCAACCAGAGACAUUGCUCUCCAGGGAACCAGACUGUGUCACCUGGAAACGGUACCAGCAGUGGUUCUCAGAGCACUGUCCUCAGCUAUGAAGACACUACCCUGUGGCCGCUGUCUUCUAUCAACUGCAUCAUUGUGGCCUUUGUCUUUUCCAAGGGAAAGCCCUUCCGGAAGCCCAUCUACACCAACUAUGUAUUUUCAGUCCUCUUGGCCCUCCAGCUUGCAAUCUGCCUCUUCCUCUUCUUGGCUGACAUUGAUGCUGUGUACAGUGACAUGCAGUUUCUUUGCACUCCUGUGAUCUGGAGAGUUUAUGUCUUACUGAUGAUCUUGGUCACAUUUUGCAUAUCUUUUUUUACAGAGGAUGUCAUUCUGCAGAACAAGAGCUUCUGGCUGCUGAUUAAAGCCUGGUCUGGGUACCAGUCAAAGAGCCAGUACCGCAAGUGGCAGAGGAUUGUGCAGAGGGACCCUGACUGGCCUCCGGUGAACACAAAGGACUUUGCAACUAAAAGCACAGAUGAGAUUUACAUUAACCCCACCUAUGAGCACAGUGACAGGGACUAG